Molecule: messenger RNA, 1074 nt
Organism: Plenodomus lingam JN3
Lineage: Eukaryota; Fungi; Ascomycota; Dothideomycetes; Pleosporales; Leptosphaeriaceae
Source: RefSeq, a predicted model, not a curated record
AUGCCUUUAGCAGAUCACCUGCAGCAUCUCUGCCAAUCACCUACUUUCGAGUAUCCUAUCCCCAUCCUUGAAUUUGCACAAGCAACUUACAGAAACUAUCUCUUGGACGCCUUCUCGUCUUACCGUGCCCUCUUCCCGCUUGAAUGCCUGCGUUUAUUCAUACUUUCGCCCCAUACCCAAAACCAUGUCCAACCUCUCCAACUUGCUCACCAUUCACCUGCUUCCCAGGCAGUCGGUCAACUCCGCUCCACAGCCUCCCUGUCCCACAACCUUACCCAAGCCCAAUCCCUUGUCCGCAAAGCCCACGCUGCCGGCGCCUCGGUCCUCUUCCUCCCCGAAGCAUCCGACUACCUUACUACCGGCUCCUCCCUUGGCCUCUGCAAACCCAUCACCUCCUCCCCCUUUGUCCGUGGCCUCCAGGACUCGGCGAAGCAAUACUCACUCCCCAUCAAUGUCGGUAUUCACGAGCCCGGCACCGACGGACAGAAAGUGAAAAACACGUCGAUUUGGAUCGAUGAAACAGGAGAAAUCACACAGCGCUAUCAGAAGAUUCACAUGUUUGACGUAGACAUCAACAAUGGCCCCCAGCUCAAGGAGUCCAAUGGUGUCGAGCCCGGCACCCAGAUCCUAGACCCAUUUACUACGCCAGUCGGAACAUUAGGCCUGCAAAUCUGCUUCGAUAUGCGCUUUCCCGAGCCGGGCAUUGCGCUACGACAGCGCGGUGCACAGAUCAUCGCCUACCCCUCCGCCUUCACAACCCCAACCGGCAUCGCAGGACACUGGGAGAUGCUACUCCGCGGCCGUGCGCUCGAGACGCAGACUUAUAUUAUCGCGGCGGCCCAGGUGGGCAUUCAUGAUGACGAGGGAAAGCGGAGGAGCUACGGUCAUAGCAUGAUUGUGGAUCCGUGGGGAAAGGUGAUAGCCGAGCUGGGCGGAGACGACAAAGGGGAAGGAGCAAAGUGGGAUGACGAGGGUGAGAUUGCGGUUGCAGAGAUUGACUUGGAGUAUGUGGACAAGGUCAGGGGGCAGAUUCCAUUGAAGAGGCGAACGGAUGUCUAUGCUGAGCUUGUUUAA